AUGUCAACAAGCAUGCGUAUGAUUAGUAAAGACGAAGAAGUAGAUGCAGAAGUAACCUGGGAAGACCAGCAACAAAUAAAUUCUUUCAGUAAAUUAAAUGCAAAACAUUCUGACCUGGAGGAAAUUUAUAAUGCAAAGAAGAUAGAAAAGGAAUCAUUAGAAGACUUAUCAUCAGAAUUGGAACUCGCCGAUGAACAAGUAAAGUAUAAAAUAGGAGAGGCGUUCAUCACGUUACCGCUAGAGGAGGCACAAGAACGGAUUGAGCGUGAAUCGGAGCUUCUUACGCAGGAACUCGAAAAGUUGAAACAUGAUAUGGACGGUUUAGUCGAGAAAAUGGAUCAGUUGAAGGUUUUGUUGUAUGGAAAGUUCGGGAAAGCUAUUAAUCUGGAAAGGGAUUGA
Messenger RNA from Ambispora gerdemannii, 399 nucleotides. The record is from the annotation of a GenBank genome assembly. NCBI's taxonomy places the organism in Eukaryota, Fungi, Glomeromycota, Glomeromycetes, Archaeosporales, Ambisporaceae.